AUGGACUCCAUGGAAGCUCGUUUCGGCCACAUGCGUCAGCGUGACACCAGUGUGGACAUGCUGCGGGUGAAGAUGUCUCGGAGACGGUCGCAGUCCCAGAAGGAGAACCGACACAAGGCCCUGAACAGCCGCAGGCAGCUUGACAAACUCCCCGAACUGGAAUGCUCUCAACUGGACAUGUAUGUUGCUGAACAUGUGUCAGUAUUUCAAGAAAAAGCACUGAAUACAAAACAAGUGAAAAGUGAGUUGUUGUUUUUGUGUGUGAUUUUGUUGUUCAUUCGUGUAUCACUUAUUAAGCUAGAUAACAGUAUUCUCUAGGUAACGUUACUGUAGCCAGGUUAGCUGGCUUGAAUAUUUUCUUCUCUGAAACUGGCGUGUCAAAAAAAUGUAUGCGCCUGAGCCAACUUCGCCCUCAUGCCUCUUCAUCCUCCACGCCCACUAAUGUUAUGUAAUCCCACACUGAUCUAUUUUCUCUCCAACUCCCUCUUCUUUUUCUCAGACACUGCAGUGGAGGAGCGAAUUAAAAAGCUUGCCCGCUACAAAGAGAAGAAGGAGCUUGUGAAGGAGAAAGAGAAGAGGGCAAGGGAGAAGAAGGGGGUGUUCAAGGUUGGGCUGUACCGGCCCAUGGCCCUUCUGCCUCAGGCCCCAGCUGCCACAACCAAAGCCAGGGUGAGGGGGGCACAGCUUAACACUGACUCGGUAUACUGCUGACAUAUCUAUAGAUAUAAUAUCCAUCGUCCUUGGGAGUCACCGUUCAAUCAUUGAGUUGAUGAAGAUCUACUUGUCUCAUCACCAGAGGGUGAACUUGAUGUGUCCAGAACUCAUAUGCAUAUUAGACAGUGCCGUUUAAGAUGAGGGAGGACAUUUUUUUAUUUUAAUAUUCCAUUCACCCAGUUCAAUGUAAAAUCGAUAGGUUUAGGCUACUACAUGAUACUAAAAAUGUCCCUAUACCCAUCAUGAGGUUGCUACAACAGGUCGAGAGAGAAUUGAGUAAUCCAGACAGUGACACAUUCAAUACCGCCUUGCACACUCUUGCCUGUAUCUAGCUGAUCUAGGGUGUAAUCAUUAGUCCAACAGUUGCAAAUUAGUUAUAUUGGACAAAUUCAGGUAUGUUUAUCUUUGUUCCGUUUGCUUCCGUUUAAGGAACGUUUUUCAACAGAAUUGGCGGAAUGUAUACACCCCUGAUCACUGCAAACACAGUUCACUUUCAUAACAGCCUUCCCUUUGUUUGUAGGCUUCAGUGCAAAAUACAACAGCUGUCUGUGACCAGGCGAAAAAACCUUUCCAUACCAUAACCGCUAACUGCUACACACAGCCUACACCGUUCUCACCUAAUGUCAGUCAACAUAGUUAGCUACUAGAACUAACGUGUUAAUAAACCCACUACAAUCAUGCAGUACAUUGUGCAGUUUAGCAGUUACACCGGCGGGCCACGGUGACAUUAAAUUAAUAAAACCAAAAGCUUACGUUGACAUGGAAGAGUUCCAGUGUUGGAUAGCCAGCUAGUUAACAUAGCAUCCCUCUGUUUGAGUAGGCUAAAUUAGCUAGCUGCAUUUUCUAGCUGGAUAAGUGAAAGUGGAUAAAAAAAAUACAAUGGAAUAUAGCUAGCGCUCUUUAUCUUGCUUCUCCUUAAUUUUGGAAAAAAUUAUUUGUUAAACUAUUGUCUUUCUCUCUCUUUGAGUCAACUAUUCACCACAUUCUCUGCACUGCAGUGCUAACUAGCUGUAGCGUAUGCUUUCAGUACUAGAUUCAUUCUCUGAUUCUUUGAUUGCGUCAACAUGUCAGUUCAUACUGCAAGAGCUCAUCGGUUGGAGGAUGUCCUCCGGAAGUUGUCAUAAUUACUGUGCAAGUCUAUGGAAGGGGGUGAGAUCCAUGAGCCUCCUAGGUUUUGUAUUGAAGUCGAUGUACCCAGAGGAGGACUGAAACUAACUGUCCUCCGGCUACACCAUGGUGCUACCCCAGAGAGUGCUCUUGAGGCUACUGUAGACCUUCAUUGCAAAACAGUGUGUUUUAAUCAAUUAUUUGGUGAUGUGACUAUAUUUAGUAUAGUUGUAUCUAAAAAGGAUACCUUUUUUAUUGUUUAACUAUUUUUAUGAAAUUCACUGAAGAGGAUGGUCCUCCUCUGAGGAGCCUCCGCUGAUAUAAAAACAGAACUGGUGUUCUUAAGCCACGUUUAUACCUGUGCUAACGUGUCCUUUGUCCUGAUUGUGCCCAUAUUGGGGCGGCAGGUAGCUUAGUGGGUAAGAGCGUUGUGCCAGUAACUGAAAGGUCGCUGGUUCUAAUCCCCGAGCCGACUAGGUGAAAAAUCUGUCGAUGUGCCCUUAAGCAAGGCACUUAACCCUAAUUGCUCCUGUAAGUCGCUCUGGAUAAGAGCGUCUGCUAAAUGACUAAAAUGUAAAAUGUAGUGGGUUCGAUCCCCGGGACCACCCAUACACAAAAAAAAAUGUAUGCACGCAUGACUGUAAGUCGCUUUGGAUAAAAGCGUCUGCUAAAUGGCAUAUUAUUAUUAUUAUUAUAUUUGUAGACUGGUGUAAAUGAUCAAAAGACACAUUGUGAUCUGAUUUUGAUCAGAUCUUCCUGACCACCUCCGGAGGUAGUCGGGCAUGCAUUGUCUGUAUGUCACAAGUGUAGACUAAUCUGGACAGUGACACCAUUUAAAUCCUCAUCCCACCUUCUUAAAUCAUUGACAGCUGGCACCAUUGACUUAUGACAGCAAUAUGUCUUUAAAAUAAAUAUUAUUUUGAAAGAACAUCUGUCACAUUUGCAUACAGGGAGGGACCAGGAAAUGUGGACACAGUGGACGGAUAAGAGACACAUUUUAAUACCAUGGGUAAACACAUCUGAAAAUGUGGGAACAAUCCGAUUGUGGACAAAAUCCGUACCAAUGAUGCCGGUUAGCACCAGGUAUAAGCAAGGAUUUAGUGGUGUUACAUUGCCAUAACGUGGCCUUGCCUUUUCCUCCUACCAGGCAACAGCCACAGUGGUCCAGCCCCAAUCCACCAGAGUGACUCGCUCAACCAUGAGGCAGCAGGACCCCAAAGUGAUUUUUUUUUCCUGCCAAUUCUACAUUUGUUCUGCACAUAUCUUUUAUAUAAGAUUUUCUGUUACAUUAUUUAGUCAACCUACAAUAGCUGCUUUUUGGAAUAACCAUAUAAUUGACAAUCUGCUGUAUUUUCUCUGUUCCAUUGAUCUAGGCACCACAGCAUAUUGACACUGUCCCUGCUUCAAGAAAAGGUUGGUGGUUUUUUUACCCCCACUUUACCUCAAACAAUUCUUCCACCUUAUAUAAUAAUUGAAUGGUGUGCAUAAUUCAACACCUGUACCUGCUGACGCCUUUACCUGGUUCUGUCUUAGUUGAACCAGCUGUGGUCAGGUCAACCAGGAGGACCAGGAUCGCUAUAGGUACCACUCCUAACCAUGACAACAAUCUGUCAGCUGUUCUAUACAUUACGCCCCAAAGCCUUUUCUUUAGCCAAUUAUUUGACCCUGAUAAACAUAUCCUUGACUUGUAACUUAUAACUGUUAUUUUCCCACUUUCCUGCAGUUGAACCAGUAGUCAGAGCCCCAUCCACAAGGUCAGCUAAUAGGCCUCCGGUCUCUGUGGCCCCUGUGGCAAAGGACAAACCUGCUGCAGCUCCCAAGACCAGAUCAAAUGCCAAGCAGUCUGCAGCACCAUCUGUUGGCAGAGGGAGGAACACCAGGGGUGAGCAUUGGCAGCUGACAUCCCACGCUUCAUAUGCAUUAUUCUUCUACAACAUUUUCUGUGCUUUCCCCCCCCAUGUUAUUUUUGCAUUCAAAAAUGUUGAUUUUGACAUUCUCUUUAGGAAAUGCUGAGAGCAAUAAGCAAGCUGCUGUGAAAGUGGAAGAGCCAGUAGAGGAGCCCAGGGAUGCCAGCCCCCCACCCCCCAGUGCAGAGGAGGAGAAGAUGGUAGAAGACCCUGCCCCUGCUGAUCCAGCUCUAGAACCUGUCCCAGCCCAGGCUGACUCCCUCCACCCUCCAGCCCCCACCCCGUCCUCCUUCGCUCCCCAGGGCUUUGUGUUCCAGGCCCCAGCAGGCCUGUCCUCCUUCAAGCCCACCCCUCUCACCCCCCGCUCUGCAGACUCCUUCUUUAAACCCAGGUAACACUCUUCUCUGAUCAGUCUGUAUCCCUCUAACAUAUUUUAGAUUCCCUUUUAAUAUUUACUAGGUGCAUUACAUCAAUCGGGUUAUGAAAACCUGGUUGAUAUACUGUUACUGCUUAUUAAAAUAUGACUUGCUGUCAUUUCUUGUUUUAAUUCUUCAUCCUCCUCUGCAGUGUCCCUGCCUUUGUACUACCCCCUGUGCCACUCUGGGCUUCUGAUGACUUGGUGCCCAAAAUGGAGCUCAGUGCUCCCUCUCCUGCUAAGUCCCCUGUUCACUCCCCGCCUUGCCCUUCUCCUACUCUGGCCCCUCAGUGUUCUCAGAGUCCCCAGGAACCAGAGCAUGAUGUGCCAUACUUCAGGUGAGGGUUACAUUUUAGCUGACAAACUAUCAUACAUAUUAUAUGAAACCAAGUCAACAGCGAAGUUCCUGACCUAGACAAGUGUUGUCAUGUGAUAUGUGAAUGUCUGUCCGUGUGUCUGUCAGGUCGGUGGUGGUCAGUGAGACCGAGAGACUGACAGACUUUUGUCAGCAGUGGGAGCCCAGGGUGGAUGAUGCCUCUAUCCCUGAAGAGAGUGAGUGUCUAAAUGUGUUUUAACCAUCAUAAGGGUUUGAUUCGGAUUUAUCAGUGAAAUACAUCAUACCACAUUUCCUCAAUGUAUCCUUUUCUCAAUACAUUUUGUAACUGUGUUUAUCUUCAUCCCUGUGUGAAGUGUGUGACCGUAUGCGUACGGCUGUGGGGCAAGCCAAGCUGCUGAUGAAGGAGAGGUUUGGUCAGUUCUCUGGCCUGGUGGAUGACUGUGAGCUUGGCAGAGGAGAGAAGAUCACCACCUGUACCGACCUGCAAGGCUUCUGGGACAUGGUCUACUACCAGGUGGGUUAGUGACUAGGAUGACAUGGUCUACUACCAGGUGGGUUAGUGACUAGGAUGACAUGGUCUACUACCAGGUGGGUUAGUGACUAGGAUGACAUGGUCUACUACCAGGUGGGUUAGUGACUAGGAUGACAUGGUCUACUACCGUGUAUGUGUCAGUUCGUGUGUAGAAUUAGAUGAACAGACACUGGUGGUUGCAAUCUGUUUAUGCUUGUCUGUUAACACUAAAGCUAAACUAUACUAGCUUCCUCUAGGAAGAAUGAUGACCUAGAUUGGUAUAGCAUUCUGAAAGGUUGAAAAUGUGGAUGCAAGCUUUCUAAAAGGGCACCCCAUCUUCUUUCCCUCUCUCGCUCCUUGUUCGACACUUCCUCUGUCAGGUAGAGGACGUGAACAAGAAGUUUGGUGCUCUGAAGGAAGCAGAGUCUAAGGGUUGGCAGGAGGAGCGCAAGCCCCCUCCAAUACAGAGGAAGGUGGUCAAGAAGCCGCCCUCUACUCUGGUGGCUAAGCCUGUCGGUGGUGCUGCCGCCAAGUCUCGUCUGGCUGCCAUCAAGGCUGCUAUAAAGGCCAAGCAGCAGGCUGCAGAGGCAGAGAAGGCAGUCCAGGCCGCAGGGCCAGGCAGUGCUGUGGACGACCCUGCUCCAGCUCCUCGGGACCCCCAGGCAGAGACCCAGGCCCCAGAGCCACCGGUGGUGGUGUUCCAGGGAGGCUUCUUCCAGGUGGAGAGUCCUGCCAAACUCACAGGUGAGACUCAUACCUCUACCGUUCUUCACCCACUCUUCCCCUCAACUGCUGUGAUGCACAGAGAUAUGGAUGGAGGCAGAGGAAGAUGCAUAGAAUGACAGGCUGAAAGGACGGAGGGUUUUCUCGGGCCUGUAAGACCGCUGACGUCUCCCUCUGUCAGUGUUGGAGGUACCUGGUAAAGCGGUAUGGAGUGAGCUAGUUGGGAAUUGACUGAUUGCUGUAUUGUCUCUGUCUGUCUUUCCAGGCUCUGCGAGGAGAUCCACCCGUGUAGCUGCCAGGCCUCUUCAGGCAUCUCCCUGCUCUGUCACCAAGUUCUCCACCCCCGGCAGAACCCGCCACUCCAACACUGCUGUAGCUGCACACCCCUCCACUCUCCCUCUCCCCCACCUAACCCCUGCUCGCUCCACCCUCACCCCUGCCUGCUCCAGGCUCUCCCCUGCCCAUCUAUCUGAUGCCACCCCACUCCGUACCCCUGAUCCUGAACCUCAGUCCUGCACCCUGGCCCCUGCCCAAAGUAGCCCCACCAGAGUCUCUCUCUGCUUCUCACCAGUCAAAGAAGCUUUGACGGACACCCAGUCAGAGGAAGGCCCCAGCAACCAACCAGAGCUAGUCUCCGUGCAGAAUGAAGUCACUCCUGACCAACCAGAUCCCGAGAGCAUGCAGGAAGAUGUAGCUUGUGACCAAUCGGAGGUUGUUACUGAGCCCACUGUUCGCCAUGAGGAGCACUCUGAGAGCUGUGAGUCUGAAAAAAUUUGCCAAUCGCCAUCCAACACACAACAGUUGACCAAUGACGAACACCCCCAAGAAGCCUUCAGCCAAUCGGUGUUGGCCACAGAGGAGCCCAACCAAUCGGAGCUCUUGGUCAUGCCUGAAGUGAGCAGCCCUGUGGCUACCCACUCAAUCCCAUCCUCUCCCUCACUCCAGGACAGAGAAGAAGAUUUAGAGGCCUACGAUACCAGCCUACCCAUCUCACCAAGGCUUCCCCUCUGUCCCUCACUGCCCCACACCCCCACCCAUGGAGCAGAGUCCUCCCCAGUCAGAAGCCCCGCCUUCAGCUUCACCCUCUCCUCCAACCCAUCCAGGCCAAAACCUACCAAGGCCAGCCUAUCUCCCCUCUCCUCCCCCUGCCUGGUGCCCUCCUCUCCUGCUGUCCAGGUCUCCCUCAGCUUCCCAGCUGAUGCCGACGUGACAGUGACUCCAGAUACUUAUGUCACUGAGGUAAGUGUUUUGGCAAAGAAUAUAUUUUUGUAUAUAUUGUGUAUGUGGACACCCCUUCAAAUUAGUGGAUUCAGCUAUUUCAGUCCACACCCGUUGCUGAAUGGUGUAUAAAAUCAAUCAAACAGCCAUGUAAUCUCCAUAGACAAACAUUGGCAGUAGAAUGGCCUUACUGAAGAGCUCAGUGACUUUCAACAGGGCACCGUCAUAGGAUGCCACCUUUCCCACAAGUCAGUUCGUCAAAUUUCUGCCCUGCUAGAGCUUUCCCGGUCAACUGUAAGUGCUGUUAUUGUGAAGUGGAAACGUCUAGGAGCAACAACGGCUCAGCUGCAAAUUGGUAGGCCACACAAGCUCACAGAACGGGACCGCCGAGUGCUGUGGCGUGUAAAAAAAUAGUAUGUCCUCGGUUGCAACACUCACUACCGAGAUCCAAACUGCCUCUGGAUGCAACGUCAGCACAAGAACUGUUCAUCAGGAGCUUCAUGAAAUGGGUUUCUUCCAUGGCCGAGUAGCCGCACACAAGCCUAAGAUCAUUAUGCACAAUACCAAGCGUCGGCUGGAGUGGUGUAAAGCUCGCUGCCAUUGGACUCUGGAGCAGUGGAAACGCGUUCUCUGGAGUGAUGAAUCACGCUUCACCAUCUGGCAGUCCGAUGGACGAAUCUGGGUUUUGCGGAUGCCUUGAGAACACUACCUGCCCCAAUGCAUAGUGCCAACUGUAAAGUUUGGUGGAGGAGGAAUAAUGGUCUGGGGCUCUUCUUCAUGGUUCGGGCUCUUUAGUUCCAGUGAAGGGAAAUCUUAACGCUACAGCAUACAAUGACAUUCUAGAUGAUUAUGCGCUUCCAACUUUGUGGCAACAGUUUGGGGAAGGCCCUUUCCUGUUUCAGCAUGACAAUGCCCCUGUGUACAAACGAGGUCCAUACAGAAAUGUAUUGUUGAGAUCGGUGUGGAAGAACUUGACUGGUCUGCACAGAGCCCUGACCUCAACUCCACCGAACACCUUUGGGAUGAAUUGGAACGCCGACUCGAGCCAGGCCUAAUCACCCAACAUCAGUGCCCGACCUCACUAAUGCACUUGUGGCUGAAUGGAAGCAAGUCCCUGCAGCAAUGUUCUAACAUCUAGUGGAAAGCCUUCCCAGAAGAGUGGAGGCUGUUAUAGCAGCAAAGGGGGAGACUAACUCCAUAUUAAUGCCAACUAUUUUGGAAUGAGAUGUUCAACGAGCAGGUGUCCACAUACUUAUGGUCAUGUAGUUGAGCUGAGCAUCUCUUAACUCUUGCCAGAGUCAUAAAUUAAUUGUUGUUUUUCUCUAAAUACACUAGGGUCUUCUGGGGUUGGAGUUUGAGCGCUACCUCCAACCUGUAGCAAGCUGCAGCCUGUCGCAACAGGAGCCGGCUGUUGCCGAGGAGAUGCUGUCGCCCAUGGCGAUAGACGUAGAAAUGGCGAGUCCGGUGGCUGCGUCUGGAGAGCCCAUUCGGGAGGAAGUGUUGAUUCCCACAGGUAACAGACGUGUGUGUGUGUGUACACCUGGGUUUUGGCACUUGGAUACGGUUUGUCCUGGAUAUUUGUAUUCCUUAUGGUGGAUUUGUUUUCUUUUUCUAUCAAGUCAUUGUUGUAUUCCCUCCUUCUCACUCCCAUCACAGCGUUUCCCAGUUUGGCACAAAUGUUCACCCCACGGACCACAAAGGUUAACUUCCUUGAUUUACCCCCUUUCUCUCUUGCAUAUAUAAUGUAUGAUUCCAUUUGGUGUUGGAUAACUUUUCACUUUGGUGUUCUGAAAUACGUAAUUUUACUAUUAGGUAUGCAUGCUUCUCAAUUCAUCAACAUGCUGUCCCCAUUUCAUUCUCCUAAAUCUCUUCUCUCUCCUCCAGCCAGUUGAGUCGGACCUGUUGCUGUUCACCCCUGAUCAGAUGGAUAGAGUGAGACAGUCAAUGUGCUCCAGUGACCUCAUGUCAUUCACACCUCCAUCUAAUAGAUAGAACAAGCAACUGA
Coregonus sp. 'balchen' is the source of this 8937-nucleotide messenger RNA. NCBI's taxonomy places the organism in Eukaryota, Metazoa, Chordata, Actinopteri, Salmoniformes, Salmonidae. The record is from the annotation of a GenBank genome assembly.